AUGGCUGCUCCAACCUUAAUCAAUAUGCCUGAGCCGCCGUCGAACCCAGAAACACCAACAGAAAUGCCUGGUACCCCAAACUCAACGACAACUUCCCUCUCCGCCCUUUCAACCACCGCAAUCAAAGACGGACACCGAGGUACCUCGUUCCCGCAUCCGGGACUCGGCCACAGACAGCAACCUUCCUCCAACACCCUCGAAGCCGAGCGCGCAGACCGCAUCUCGCGUCUAGCAGGCCUUGAACGUGUUUCCACCGCGCGCCCUGGCAAUCCGAACCUUGCAAAUGCCGCUGCAGGUACUUCUGCGACCGCGGGUCAGAUUCCAGGUUACUUUGAUCCAAAUGGAAAUCCCGUGUACACGACCAAGAUGAGCACUGUGGGUAGUGCGUCAGCGACUGGCAGUAUCGGAGGAAGAACUACAACUUGGGCAAGUGGCAGCGCGAAGGCUAGUAGAGAUGGGGAUGAUGAUGAGAUGAGUGUGGAUAACAUGGAGGCUGACCGUUUUUCGGCGUCUGCAAUGGAUGAGGACAUGGAUCAGGAUGGUAUGAGCGACAAUACCUCUCUUGUUGGCUUUGGUGAGGGUGCUGGUAGUACUGUCAGUGGUCCUACUUAUAACCGAAGAGAUAUUGCUAGUCCAGGAAUGGGUAAAAGUGCGUUGGCUAUGCAGUUACAGAGUGGAAGUGGUACGCCGGGAAGCUCAUCUAGGGACGCAAGAAUGAUGGAUGGUACUGGCGAUGAUGGUCCCGGUUCGAGUUUUGUUGAUACUACCACAAGGGACGCAAGAGGUGGACCUGCAAGAAAUCCCGGUGUCGAGGCUGCGGAAAGGAUUCUACGGGACAGGCUAGAUGAGGGAGAGGGAAAGAAGCCACUUGGAAGUCCGGAUGAGGCUGGGUUAGGAAAGUUCUAUUUUGAGGAGAAAAAGUAG
This is a messenger RNA of Glarea lozoyensis ATCC 20868, 924 nucleotides long. RefSeq lists its product as uncharacterized. Lineage: Eukaryota; Fungi; Ascomycota; Leotiomycetes; Helotiales; Helotiaceae. The transcript is spliced from 2 exons. The record is from RefSeq and is a predicted model, not a curated record. Bases 1 to 924 code for a protein of 307 amino acids.